Molecule: messenger RNA, 966 nt
Organism: Plasmodium berghei ANKA
Lineage: Eukaryota; Apicomplexa; Aconoidasida; Haemosporida; Plasmodiidae
Product: BIR protein
Exons: 3
Coding region: 1-966 (321 amino acids)
Source: RefSeq, a predicted model, not a curated record
AUGAAUGACUAUGUGUGUAGAAGGUUCCUUCUUGUAAGGAACUGGCUUCCCGAUCAAUUGAAUAGUGAAGGAAAGUAUCAGUUUAUUAGUGAUAAAGAUUUCAAAGAGCAUUGUAAUAAUAAAAUCUGCAAUACUGAUCUUGAAAAAAUUAAUGCUGGAUGUUUAUUGUUAUUUAAUCAAUUCUUUGGAAGUUCUGAUUUGUUUAAGUAUCAUAAUAACAUCAAUAUUGUUGAUUACAUUAUGAUAUGGUUAUGUUAUAUGUUAAACCUAAAGAAAAGUGUAGAAGGAAUCACCAAUCUACAACAUUUUUAUGAUACAUAUAUAAAUAAACAAGAAAAGUAUACACAUUCUAUAAAUGGUGUUACGGGGUAUAGUAGUUAUAAGGAACUUAUAGAUAAAACAAAUAUGGUGAGCAUGGAUAUUAAAGAUAUAUCUAAAUUUUAUGAUGUAUUUAUAUUAUUAUGUGAAAUGUAUAUUGAAUUUGAUGGAAAAAGUCUAAAUUGCAAUAAAUAUUCGGGAAAAGCUAAAGAAUUUGUUAAAAAAUAUAAAAAACUUAAGGAAGAUUCCAAUAUUACUGGAAAUAGCUCAUAUAAUAAAUUAUUGUCUACACUAUCAAAUGAUUAUGAUAAUUUUAAAAAGAAAUGUAGUAGUUUUAAUUGUAAAGAUUUUCCACUCCUUCAAGAGAUAAAAACAACACAACCUCAUGUACAAAGUUCUAAACAAAUUCCUGAACAAACUGUAGAAACUUCUGAACAAAGCCCUGAGCAAACUGUACAAACUAUACAAAAAUUAGAACAGAUUUCUGAAGUUGCAUCAUCAAGUUCGUCGAUAGGAAACAAAUUAUUUACAGUUUUAUCGAUAUUUGGUGCAAUAGUAUUUUUUUUAGGAAUUGGAUAUAAGUAUUCGUUAUUUGGAUUUCGGAAACGACCCCCAAAACAACAUUUAAGAGGAAAGUUAAAAAAUUAA